AUGGAGAUAAUGAUAAAAAUAUCCGUAAUUGCUGCUUUAAUCGCAUGGCCAUGUUCGGGUCAAAUGGUUGCUGAAAAUCGCACACGGAUUGUAGCUUCCCACAAUGAAAUUCGUUCCAAAGUUAAGCCAACAGCAGCAGAUAUGUGGCAAAUGAACUACAACGAGUCUUUGGAAGAAGAGGCUCAAAAUUUGGUUAACUGUUAUGAUGCUGCAGAAAAUCACUUGAACAGGAGUGUAAAUAUCGCAACUGAAACCGAGGUUGUUUGGGCGGCUGCAAGGAACGUAGGAUGUGCAAAUAAAACCUGCGAAAGUCCUAAUGGGAAUUAUAUCGCAAUGCUCUGUAUAUAUGAUGAAGGGUGA
Rodentolepis nana is the source of this 360-nucleotide messenger RNA. Lineage: Eukaryota; Metazoa; Platyhelminthes; Cestoda; Cyclophyllidea; Hymenolepididae. The record is from the annotation of a GenBank genome assembly.